This is a messenger RNA of Penicillium manginii, 1695 nucleotides long. Its product is annotated as LysM peptidoglycan-binding domain-containing protein. The transcript is spliced from 5 exons. The record is from RefSeq and is a predicted model, not a curated record. NCBI's taxonomy places the organism in Eukaryota, Fungi, Ascomycota, Eurotiomycetes, Eurotiales, Aspergillaceae. The coding region runs from base 1 to 1695 and encodes 564 amino acids.
AUGGCUCAUGGAAUGAUUUUAUGUACACUGCUUUUCACAGCCACAUGGUCACUUGCUCUUGCAUACUCCAACAACACUCUUCAAAUUUACAACUCCGACUCACUUAGCAAUGUCUCCGCCUCCGAUAGUUGCAUCUCCGCACUCAAAGAGAAUGUGACUUGUUAUGUUGAUCUCGGUGAUGCUGUAACUCGCACCACUACAUGGUCUUCCAAUGCACUGGAUUUGAUGUGUGUCGACAGUUGCAAGAAAUCCCUGGAUGACUAUGUCUCGAACGUCGAUGUAUCAUGCGGUACCACAAGCACAUACAACAUAUCGGGCACAGAACAAGCGGCCAGUCUUGCUGGGCAGAAGAUGCAAUGGAAGCAGAGUACUACUUGUCUGGAAGAUCCUUCGACCGGAGACUAUUGCAACCUUGUCCUGCAACGUGCCGCAAGCAAUGGCUCAAAGAACUUGGCCUGUGCAGACUGUAAUCUCAAGUACCUGACGGCCCUCGCCAACUCACAAUGGGGUCAAAAGAUGAUAUCGCCUUCGAUGGUACAGAGUCGAAUCUCGAAGUGCUCAGCCAGUGCAAGUUACACCAUUACACCGACAUCAUCUUCGGCGACAGUGACUACUUCAGGAACAUCAACUACGGCGCCAACUUCGAACGCUCGCUGCAAUGUGACCGAUCCGGACACUCGCACAUACCGAGUUCAGCAGAACCAAACAUGUGUGGAUAUCUCCGGUCUGAACAACGUGUCGACCCCAGCUCUGCAGAAUAUGAAUGCACUGGGCGCCUCUUGUGGCUAUCUGCAGGUGAAUCAGACCCUGUGUCUGCCAUCUGAGUGUGCUACCCUGAGGGUUGGAGGGAAUGAUACUUGCUCUUCGAUUCUUGCCUCUCUGGAUCACAAGAUUUCGACCGUUACAUUCCGGUCUUGGAAUCCUAACCUCAACUUUGACUGUUCUAAUAUUGGACCCUUCGUCGGGAAGGAUCUGUGUGUGAGCCCUCCCGGUUCUCUUUCUAUCCCCGAUUCUUUCCCAUUGGCACCCGCAACCACCAAGGCUCUUGUUCCGACCGACGCUGUUACCAGCUCUAACACCAAAUGUGGGCAUUGGUAUAAGAUCCAGAGCGAUGACCAUUGUGAUGAUGUGGAGGAGAAGUUCGAUCUAUCGGCAAAAGACUUCUACUUUCUUAACCCACAGCUGAACAAUACAUGCGAGCAAUUGUGGGUGAACAACAGCUACUGUGUUCAACCAGUUGGAAACCUCGCCUCCUACUCCGGAUAUAACAAAAAGCAUUAUACAACUCUUAAAAACACCAUCAAUCUCAGUGCUACUCAGACUGCGAACCGGACAACUAGUCAUUUCUUUUACUCUUACCCGCCAAUGACAACCACAACAGCAAGUUACAAUGCCACAUUUGAUGAGCUUAGGGCGAACUAUACUCUCUGUACCAGCGCCCUGAGUUAUUAUAAUGUCACUGGGAGCGAUGUGGGCGACUCAAAUGACCCGGAUUGGACGUCCGAGUAUCAGCGCGUAUGCCUCCUGAAUCCCAAUUCGGCGAUUCCGACGGUCCCUUUCAAUACGAGCAUUCCCUUGACCACUGCGAAAUCGACAUCGGGCACAAAGUCUUCCGGGUCGCCUAGCUCCGCUGGAAAGGCUACUGCAGGGGCAACAUCCACUGCUCCACAGGCGCCCCAAAAGACGACCACCUAG